UCUCGCGCGACGGCUGCUACGGUACUUUGUAGACGCUCUGCGAGCUGUCGUGAACGGUCGCAACCAGCGCACGGCCGCCGGCCAGCGCUGCAGCUCUUGCGAGUGCAAAACAACAAGUGGGCAGCAAUUGCAUUGGACAGCCGCACUGGACUGCAAGCACGUAGCGGCGACGCAUUUGCAGCUUCCUGUCCAUUGCACGAUGCCUAGUCAUCAGUGCAGGCCGUGUACCGCGGUCGCACUGAUCACACUCCUUGCUGGGCAUGCCUGCAGCGCCUGGCAGCCGCUGCACCAAAGGCAUCACCACACAACAAUGCGAGCGAAGAGGGCAAAAAAAGUCGACCGCGAGGCCGCGUGGGCGGAGAAGAAGGCGCGCGAAGCCCAAGAUAAGAAGAGACGCAAGGGCCGCGCGACGGACAUCGCGCCCGCGGCAGUCGUGGCGAACGGCGUGCCGAUCCCCGAGGAUCAUAGAUUUGAGCAAUUUUUCUACGACGCGCCGACGAGCGCCAAGAUGAUGAGACUGGUAAGGCGCUUCGAGAAGCCGUUGCUAGUCUGCGUGCCGUCGAUCGCGGCGAAGCUCGACAGUAGUGGAGACGACUACCUGCUCCUCGACCGCGACGAGCGCUUCGCCACGUUGAGGCACUACGAGCCCUUCGACCUGCGCUCCCCAAAAAGCGUUUCAUAUGAUUUCGACGCGCUCUUUCUCGACCCGCCCUUCGCGAACGUCACGCCCGCGGAGCUCGCAGAAGCGGUCGCCGAACUCUGCGGCGAUCGCCAGGUACCGCUCUUCGUCGGCUACAACCUGCAGCGCGGUGCCGAGCUCGUCGACGCCUUCGCUUCGUUUGAUUUGAGGGAUACGGGCGACGUCCUCGGCUACGCGACGGGCGUCAUGGAGGGGCGGAUCUCGCUGUUUACGAACUGGAGGCCCUAAGUAUUGUGAUAUGUU
Messenger RNA from Pelagomonas calceolata, 943 nucleotides. Lineage: Eukaryota; Pelagophyceae; Pelagomonadales; Pelagomonadaceae. The record is from the annotation of a GenBank genome assembly.